Molecule: messenger RNA, 1868 nt
Organism: Astyanax mexicanus (Mexican tetra)
Lineage: Eukaryota; Metazoa; Chordata; Actinopteri; Characiformes; Acestrorhamphidae
Product: type III endosome membrane protein TEMP
Exons: 3
Coding region: 386-862 (158 amino acids)
Source: RefSeq, a predicted model, not a curated record
GCAGAUAUUUUAGUACAGUAUCCAAAAUCACCUAAACUGUGAUCAUCAAAAGUUCAUACAUAAAUCAUAUAUAUCUCUUUCACUAAGGAUCUUAUUAUAACUGUACAAAUCAAAUAUCAGCAUUAAAAUCUGUUCAAACGUGGAUAUCGCAGUUGUAGUAGAGUCACUUACAGACAAAUUAUACAGUUAUAAAAGUUAUUUAUCAACUCAGCUCUGCUGGUACGUGCUACUCCUCCUUCAACCUUUGAUCAAGAUGUUUCUAUAGAAGCUUCAUGUCUGCUUUUCCACUCUGAGAGAAACUCUGCAGCUGAUUUUUACUGUAUGAUCUGAAAGCUGAAUUCAGCUGAAGUCGUCUGAAGUCUGAUUCUGGGCUGUGUUUACUGAAAUGCAGGGUGAGAGCAUGCUGGGAAGAUUACAGAGGAAACUGCUGGUGGAGGAUGGAGAAAAUUCUAAAGACGAUUUUAAUGCCUCCAACCCCAGGAUGAUGGAGGAGAACGUGGCAGGCUCGAGUCCCUGGCCGAUACUCGUCGGUCUGCUGCUCUCAGUGCUGUCUGUGGCCUUCGUCAUCAUGCUGGUAGUUAGAUACCGCAUCAUCCAGCGCUUCUUUGGAGGCUACAGUGAAGCCCUCCUGCCUGAGGGGGACACAGCCAGUCAGUUCAGCCACGCCGGGACCCUCGCGGCCCACGGGAUGAGGGAGAGGGAGGUGUACACCAUCGAUCACGAGGAAGACGACGACGGAUUCAUCGAGGACAAUUACAUCUCCUCUGGUGAGAAGCAGAAAGUCGCUACAGACACGGAGGAGGAGGAGGUUCUAGACACAGACAGCGACGAUGAUCUGGACAUUCAUUUCUCUAUUGAAUGAACUGACGGCAGCACUGCAGCACUUAAUACAUCAUUCAGAUAAUCUGGUUUAUUUGUGUUCACACUGCUUCAGGUGUAAUUUUUUUUUUUUAAUAUUAUUUUUCAUACAAAGUCACCAGUAUCAGUCACAUUAAUAGUCAACCCCUUGUUUAUUGAAAGUAUAACUACAUAUAGGCACUAAUUUAAGAUACAUUAUUAUUUUUUCUCUAGUGGACACACAUUCGUUACAAAUUUAUUAUAAUUUAUUACAAAAAAAAGGGCACUCUAAAUGGUACUUUGUGAUUUUUCCCAUGCAAUACGCAGCCAAUUGAGUACUUUGUCUUGUUUUUGCCACUCUAAAGGGCACUUUAGCAAGGUUUUUUCAACCCUAGGGAACAAGGGGGGCUGUUUUAGGAUAAGGGCCCACUCUUUUCUAUUUAAUUGUCUUCUUAGCUUAUUCAUAACAACUGUUUCAAAUAGGAAAUAAUGACCAAAGUAUCGUUCUAAAGAAAGCACUUGUUACUGAAGUUUAACUGAACUGAACAAUCACGAUUAAUUUCCCCUGUAAGAUAAACUGGUAUACUUUGUAUCUUUGGAAAGAUCUUUACUAUUAUUAUAAUUACUGAAACAUGUAAUUACUGAAAAUACCUAUUUAAAACAAUAAAACUAUGAACAAAUGAUCCUUUUAAUGAAGAAAUAGGUCUAGAUUGGAUAUUUCUAUUGUGACGACUACCAGAGCACAUUUUUCAUAAUUUAACUUUUAGCCUUUAGUUCUAUUUUAUUCAAUAUUAUUUUUAUAUUAUAUUUUUAAUAUUAUAUGUACUACAGUAUUGUUGUAAGAUUUGUACUAUUACUAUUUACCAAAACUAAAUACUUCUUCUCAACCACAUUUUACAAUUUUUAUUCAUAUCUUACAAAAAACAAAUUAGAAUAAUUAAAAAGAAUAAUUGUUGUAAAGAAAGCGCUUGUUACUGUAGAUUCUCUGUAGAGUUUUGAUGUAUUUCAAUAAAGAAAUCACAUUAGAAAGA